Messenger RNA from Naegleria gruberi, 1101 nucleotides. RefSeq lists its product as uncharacterized. The transcript has a single exon. The coding region runs from base 1 to 1101 and encodes 366 amino acids. Gene Ontology annotation, cellular component: membrane. The record is from RefSeq and is a predicted model, not a curated record. NCBI's taxonomy places the organism in Eukaryota, Heterolobosea, Eutetramitea, Acrasida, Naegleriidae.
AUGGAAGAAAUAUUGAAACAAAUUAAUGAAGAUUGGUCGGAAUGUUCAACUGACCAAGAAAAGAUUGAAAGUAGUUUUGAUAAAUUGAUAAAGGAGAAGAGAGCAGAUCUUUUCUAUUCGGAAAGUGAUGUAAAGAAGAAGGCUGAAAAACAAAAAAAAAGACUUCGAUCAUGUGUAGCCAUGAUUGAAUCUGUAGAAAAGGCUGGAUCAUCAAAUGAAGAAUUAAUCAAGGAUUUACAAGAAAAGAAACUAAAGAUUAAACAUUAUAUCAAGAAACUUGACGUGAUCAACAAGCAAACUUUGAAUACAGGAGGUAAAUUUGUGGAACUAUUUCUUGGUAAAGAGAGUAGUGCAGUUCUUGUCGGAGAUGAUUCUAAAAAGUUUAAUUUCAAGAAGGAAUAUGAAAGUUUCAAGUACAAGUGCACUGUUUGGAACAUUCCAUUCACAUUAUUGUUAUACUUUUUCAUUCAAUCUCGUGCAAUUGAUACCCUCUAUCAAUUGUAUUUGACCUAUUUUUAUUUAACACUUGCUCUUAGAGAAAAUAUUUUGGCAGUGAAUGGAAGUAAUAUCAAGGCCUGGUGGAUUAGACAUCACUACCUCUCUAUCUUUUUAGUUAUUACAAUGUUAACAUGGCCAGAAACAGCAUUCUAUCAAGCAUAUCGUCCUUACUUUUUACUUUACGCUCUAUAUGCCUCAAUUGUCCAAGUUCUGCAAUACAAAUAUCAAAAGGAAAGAUUGUAUGUUAGAACAGCUAUUGGAAAGUCCAACAUGAUGGAUGUUGCCAACUCUGAUAGUUCUCAAGUUGUCGUCGAAUCAUCUCUUGCUCUUGUUUUCCUCUUACCAUUCAUCUUUAUUGGACAAAUCUUCCAAGUUUAUAAUGCUUACAAAUUAUUUGAUUGGGGAUUAUUACAUCCAGAAUCAUUUGGUGGUAUUACUGUUGAAUGGCAAGUUUAUGCUAAUGGUUUACUUUUCCUUAUUUUGGCACUUGGUAAUUUUGUCACCACUACUGAAGUUUUGGUAAAGAAGGUUAAGAGAGUCAAAAAGAGAAAGCAAGAAAAAGCUGCUCUAGCCAAGGCCUCAGAAGAAAAGAAGAUUGAAUAA